Messenger RNA from Prunus armeniaca (apricot), 1005 nucleotides. NCBI's taxonomy places the organism in Eukaryota, Viridiplantae, Streptophyta, Magnoliopsida, Rosales, Rosaceae. The record is from the annotation of a GenBank genome assembly.
AUGUUCCUGCCUUUAAAAUGGGCUGGAUUGUUUCUUCGGCCUGGGCAGGCCGGUGUAUGGCCAUGCCUCAUAACUGAAGCCCACGCGAUUCUCUCUAACUUCGUCUUCGCAAAGCUUCAUCGUCUGCUUCCGGACAUUAAGUCCAGACGAGGAUCUCACAGAUCAGGUCUCUCGGUUCAGUCCGUACAGAUUAGUUUCGUGAGGUUCACAAUGCCCUCAGCUCAAGAUCCAUUCUAUGUUGUCAAAGAGGAGAUUCAAGAAUCUAUUGAUAAGUUGCAAUCUUCUUUUCAUCAAUGGGAACGCAUUUCAUCUGAUACUGGAGAGCAAUUACACCUCACAAAAGAACUGAUUGCUACUUGUGGAAGCAUUGACUGGCAGGUGGAUGAGUUGGACAAAGCAAUUUCCGUAGCAGCUAGAGAUCCUACUUGGUAUGGCAUUGAUGAAGUAGAACUUGAAAAAAGGAGGAGAUGGACGAGCACUGCUCGUGCUCAGGUGGGUGCUGUAAAAAAAGCAGUGGAAGCUGGAAAGGAUUCUACUGGCACUAGUGUGAAUGGGAUGCGCCGAGAAUUAAUGAGGCUGGCUAAUUCUCAGGAGACAGAUAGAUCCAACCAGUAUGCUUCACAACAUAACGAUGAUUUCAUAACAUCUGAAUCAGAUAGACAGUUGCUUCUCAUAAAGCAACAGGAUGAGGAGUUGGAUGAACUUAGUGCAAGUGUGGAGAGAAUUGGGGGUGUUGGGCUUACCAUUCAUGAAGAGCUCCUUGCACAGGAGAAGAUUGUAGAUGAAUUGGGUAUGGAAAUGGACAGUACAUCAAAUCGUCUUGAUUUUGUUCAGAAAAAAGUGGCUACAGUUAUGAAGAAGGCUGGUGUAAAAGGCCAGUGUCUUCCGCUAUACACGGGAGGGAUCUGCUUUUCGAAAGAACUAUGGAACACUCGAGUACAGAUAUAUUUACUGGUUUAUCUAGAAUUUGAUGUUGAACAACCGGGAGUUACAGAGAUAAUGUGA